CUUGUAAAAUUGAAUUCAAUUCUAAAAUAUUGAAUUCUUUUGUUCUGUUGAAAAUAAUAAAAAAAAACCUACACGACCGGAUCCGUAUUCGGACUUCCGGAAUCAGAAAAAACAGCUGAUGCGGUUUUGUUUACAUUCUGCCAGACACCACGCGCGGGAUUUUAAUCGGGUCGCCGAGAUUCGGGGAUUUAAUAGCCUUUCGUCGCCGCGGAUAUCGAAGCUGCUUAAUGCAGGACGGAACGGGUGGAUGGUGGAGGCGUGUGACCAGUGUUGGUUCCAUAACAAAUCAUCGGAGAUGCUCGUCGCGACACAUCCACUUGCACUCGAAGACGGUCUAGCGGAAUAGUGUUCGAGGGGGAUGGCAAAUUAUUUUUAAUCAUCCAACGGCUAGUCUCUCGCGCUUUUGUUUAGCGCUAAGAACUCUACCGAGGCCGUGAUAGCCGACGUGGUUAGCGACACUAGACUAGCAGUUGUUGACGGUGUUCUGCCGUAGUUUCCCGAUAAGGUUGGCACCGAUCAGAUCCUGCGCAAAGUGAAGAGUCAUUAUAGAAAUUUUAGAGUAAAAAAAACGCAAUGUCUACUUUUGAGGUCACAUCGGAGCUCUACUCAGAGGCAGAAUUUUGCAGCACAGAUUCUGGUAAUGGCAAUGCUGUUUCUAAAUUUACCUUCACCUACCCAAACCAAACCAAACAGUUGUCGACCACUACUACUAGAACGGCUGAAGCGGACAAGUCAUGUAAUGGAACGCUCAUUGAAAGAGAUAUGAGAGAACAGACAAAUGGGAGCGAUAUCGAUGAAAGUGAAUCCGAAUCCGAAUCUGGUGAUGAUGUUGACAUCGAGGCAGAACUUAACGAUGAUUGCUAUGUACCGGUGUCAUUCGAUCAGCCUGGCAAGCUGCAGUCCUCGAUCGAAGUGGAUAAAGAUGGAGAUCUGUUAGUUGCACGCCUCAGGAAAGGCGUUAUAGAAAUUGAACACCGUAAGUCAACCCUGCUGAAUAUGGUGGGUUUGCAAAUUUGGCGCGGGGCUUUACUGUUAGCGGACUACAUUCUUCAUAACGAACGAAAGUUUAGGAAUAGUCACAUUCUCGAACUGGGCUCGGGUGUCGGGCUGACAAGUAUAGUGGCCAGCAUGUACGCACGUGAAGUAAUCUGUACUGAUAUCGAUAUUGGCGGGCUUCUUGGUCUGAUCCGCGACAAUAUACAGCGAAAUGUCCAUCUCUCCAACCCUACCUGUCGUAUGAGCGUCAGCGAACUAGACUUUAAAGUAAGCUACCAGGAUUAUCCGCAAACGCUAAAAAGUCAACUGCAGUCUGUACAGUACGUUCUGGCAGCUGAUGUGAUCUACGACGAUGAUAUAACCGAAGCGUUUGUACGUACGCUUGUUAGCUUGCUGUUGGAGCUUCCUAAAUUGAAAGCAAUCUAUAUAGCUCUUGAAAAGCGUUAUGUAUUUACGCUAGAAGACAUGGAUUCCGUUGCACCGUGUUACGAUUACUUUUUGCGGUGCUUUCAGAAACGCAACAACCGUUUCGGGAUUAACCGGUGGAAGCUGAUCAAUGUGUGUAUGAACUUUCCGCGUUACUUCGAUUAUGAUAAGGUGAAGGAUCUGGUGUUACUUAAAAUAUGCCAUGCUAGUAAAUAAAACAAUGUGAUAUAAAAUUCUGGACGGAUUCUGCAUUUAUCGGACCAACCUGCAAUAAACCAACCUAAUGAUUUGCAAGACAUCAAAAUAGGUCUUCCAGGUGUCCAUCGGGGUAAAACAUCCUAACUGCUGGGUAGAUCAAGUAAUAGACCUUAUUUUGGUUUUGUCAGGUAAAAGAGGUGGUUUGUAGGAUUUUUUAAAACUCUUUCUACCUCGAAUAUACCUGCAAUCAUAUCUUGAAGCGUGGAGUUUGCUGCGUAGAGUAUACAUAGUCUUAUGUUUCCGUCGUAAGCAUUACUAGGCCAGAACAAGGAAAAGGCCAAGCGAGCUAGUAGAGUAAAACGUGAUCAGUUUUAGAAGCAUGGAAGUGGUUGAGUUGAUGAGUGCUAUUAUAGUGACCCUAGUGAUAAAAAUUUAUUGGACCUUGCAGCAAACAAUGGAAAGCAUGUUGAAUGAUGAUCGAUCACUCUAUCAAUCUGCACUACCAGAGGUAGCAGCAACAGCCAAUAAUUCAAACACGGAGCAGUGUUGUUUUCGUGCAGAGUCUCGGAAAUUAUUCGAUGAAAGCCGUGGAGAUCGGCAGCUGCUUAUUACUUCAACUCCAUUAGCUCACAGUAGCGAUACCGAAAUGAUACUGUCGCGUAACUAUUCCAGCAUAUGUUAUCCCGAAGAAAGCGAUCACGUUCGUUCAAUGAUAUGUGAGGAAAAGGUUUUCGUGGACCAUAAAAAUCGCACCCAGCAAGAGGAGAACCAACUCGUCGGUCGACCGAGGCCCGGUCAAGUCCCUAGUGAAAUCCCAUUCCUUCCGUCCUCCCGGAACAAUCUUUCGCCGGAUACAGCCAAAAAGUAUCUUCAAUUAGUCCAAGCAUCUAGCACCCAUAGGCAGCAGCGGGAAAGGUUAAACAAACGGAAAAAUAUUAGAUUAUAAGUAGUGCAUAAAUGUAAUAAUGAUGAAAUGAAAAAGGAAAUAGGAAAAGGAGGAAAUACAACCAACCAUUUAAAUACAAACCAACUUUUUUUAGUGAGCAC
This is a messenger RNA of Anopheles darlingi, 2667 nucleotides long. Its product is annotated as methyltransferase-like protein 22. The transcript is spliced from 7 exons. The record is from RefSeq and is a predicted model, not a curated record. Gene Ontology annotation, molecular function: protein methyltransferase activity. Lineage: Eukaryota; Metazoa; Arthropoda; Insecta; Diptera; Culicidae. Gene Ontology annotation, biological process: protein methylation. Gene Ontology annotation, cellular component: nucleus. Bases 574 to 1638 code for a protein of 354 amino acids.